Molecule: messenger RNA, 2832 nt
Organism: Chara braunii
Lineage: Eukaryota; Viridiplantae; Streptophyta; Charophyceae; Charales; Characeae
Source: the annotation of a GenBank genome assembly
UCCCGCCUGCGAGGGCGGUGUGUUUGGCGGGGAGCAAGCGUGGGGAACAAUUGACUUUCGCAUGCGCCACGUGUCGGACAGGCAAAUCUCAUGGUCGUUCACUGGACACGUUACGUGGGGUCAUUUGUUAAUGUCAUUGUGAACCUAACCUGAUGUUCGUCUCAGUGGCCCAAUCUGACAAGACGUGUCUGGUCGCGUAGGUGCCGCACGCGUGUGCGCAUCGUUUAUCUGGCUGAUCAGACGCGCCCAUCCUUUCAUACCGCGAACCAUCACCCUGAGUAGUAGCUAGGCAUCACUUCGAACCCAGAAUACAGACAUUCACACACACACACACACACACACACACACACACACACACAGAGAGAGAGAGAGAGAGAGAGAGAGAGAGAGAGAGACGAUGGCGGCGAUGGGUAAGGUUGUGGCAAAUGACGCAGUUGAAAAUGGCCCUCGAGAUAAUGAGUGGUACCCUCUGAGGAUUGGGGAGACAAUGAUGAAUGGCAGCAAAUCAACUUUGCAGUAUUAUACUCUCCGCUACGAUUUCAAACCUGCAUCUGUGGACCGUACGAAGCCGGGAUCCAUGUUUAAGGAUGCGGAAAAUAAGAUAAUUGUUGAAUUUAGGAAUAAUCAAGCAGGGAAACCGAAAGUUGGAUUUCAAGGUAUAAAUGAGCAGUGCAAGGAGUUGGAGGGGAUUGUCUUUUUCGAUGGCAAGGAGAUUCGACUGGAGCGUCUCUCUCGAGCCGUGAAGAGCUUGCGCCAUAUCCGGACCUCGACCACUGACGCGUCUUCCUCUCAAGCAGGAGGGUUGGGUGCUUCCUCCCCCGAGCUUCCUCUGGACUUGAUUGGCAAUGGUGGCUUCUUUAAUGGUAAUAAUAACCUUCCCGGAGGAGUAGCCGUGGAGAGAAUCUCUCUGAACGGGGGAGCAGCAGGAGUGCCGAGCUCGGUUCCCGAAGUGAAGAAUGAGACAGUGACACCAAAGGUCUCAGCUGGAGGAAAGCGCAAAAAGACGGAGGGCAGCAGCGGGCCGAAGGUCCGGAAACAGAAAGCAGCAGCAUGCACUGCACCCUUGCCGCCUCCAGCGAUGCAUGCAGAGGAAGUGGACAUUCUUGGUGAUUUGGGUGAUGAUCAUCAUGCGGCUGUCUCUCAGCCCGAGAAACUUCCAGAGGUUGGGGAGGUGGAGACAAUUGAAGUAGGCAUCGAAGAGGUCGGGGAAGAAGAUACAAGCGACUACGAGUUGAAUGACUUUGAGAGCGAGGAAGAGGGAGAAGCUUGUGGCGGGUUGGGGACAGGGGCGGCUGUGGCACCGGAAGCCGAUGCUGCUGUUGCAAUUGAUAGUGACCAUUGCCCCGGAGGAAAGGGUGAAGCUGGGAGCUCAAGCUCUAGUGGGAGCAGUGACAGUGGGUCGGACAGCGGAUCGGUUAGCGAAAGCGGCUCCGACAGUGAUAGUGGAAGUGACGGUUGUGAGGACGAUGAUGAGGAUUCUGCAAGUUCAGGAGAUGACUAAAAUUGGCGGGAUGUGUGUCAUCAUGAUAUGAGAUUCGUUUCCGAUAGAACUUGUUUUCAACUUCUUCUGGCGUGUGCCAUGAAGUGAAACCAGCACUCACUAUUUGAGGCAUAGCUUUUGUCUGCUGGUUGCAUGCUCUGAGCAAUCGAAGUUCAUUUUUGCCUCUUCCAUGUCUAGCCAGUGAUUCACACUGAGAGACAGGUGAACUAACAUCGAUGAUGCUUUGUUUGCCAACGUGAAGUUGUUCGUCAUUUAUUAGUUCUUCCCUUUUUUUUGGAUGCCGAGUCUUAGAGCAUUUGAUUCUGUAAAAGUUCUUAGAGUAGGAGGAUUUGUCUGACAAAUUGCCGCAGCACAAUUGGUUUGGUAACAACACGUGGGCCCUUGGAUAGGUUCAUUGUGAUAAUGUGCCGGGCUCACUAGCAUCUGGGCCACGAUGUUUGAGAUUCAACAGGGGAUGUGGAAGACAGCACUCGCUUCUGCUGCAAUUCUCUCUGAUUUUCCAUCAGUUUAUAUUGGUUACGAUUCGAUGGAGUGGUCUGAUCACAAGUGAUUGGAACACGCACCUAUGUAUGGAGGGUACGCACUGCUGGUGCUACGUGUGUGCAGGCUGCUCAUUGGUGCGGUCAGGCCAGUCUCCGGGUGCAGACAAUCUACACUGAAAUGCAGGGAAGCCCUGAGGCUGAAUCACAUCGCUCUCUCCAUCGUGCUCAAACACACACAUGUACACACAAACACAACUCACACACAAACACAGACACACAUAGCCUUGUGCCUGCCGGGGACUCAGCAUUGUAACGUUUUCGUUACAGUCAAGAUCAGUGUUGCACAUGCCGACGGUCGGCAGCCCUUGACUAGUGGGUUGCCGACCAGCCGACCGGUCAGCUGGUCGGCACCUGCCGGUCGGGGAUCAUCGGCACCCCGGACAAAAAAAAGAAAGAAAAAAGAAGGGUCCAGAACCCCUAAUAGCCCCACCAACACCGAUGUGAUGUGUGAAAACUCGCAUGAGAGAGAGAGAGAGAGAGAGAGAGAGAGAGAGAGAGAGAGAGAGAGAGAGAGAGAGAGAGAGAACAAAUAGCCCUUUAACAUUAAUCAGAAAACCCCUGCAAAUAAUAAGCAAGGGCCUCCUCUCCACGAAAGUCGAACUUCUCAAACACAUUGCAGGGCAGCAGGACGCCAACUAUAUAUGGUGUAGAUUCGCAUUAAGGUCCGCGUUUCAGCAGUUAUGGGAGCACAGAGCACGUGAUUAUCUGGGCAACUCACCACGUGAUUUUCAGGGCUUCCCUGCACUACUCGCCCAAUGUGCAAAGCUAGAAUGAAUCUUUUACUAGAAC